This is a messenger RNA of Diaporthe amygdali, 1587 nucleotides long. Its product is annotated as bhlh family transcription factor. The record is from RefSeq and is a predicted model, not a curated record. Gene Ontology annotation, biological process: regulation of transcription by RNA polymerase II. Lineage: Eukaryota; Fungi; Ascomycota; Sordariomycetes; Diaporthales; Diaporthaceae. The coding region runs from base 1 to 1587 and encodes 528 amino acids. The transcript has a single exon. Gene Ontology annotation, molecular function: RNA polymerase II cis-regulatory region sequence-specific DNA binding; protein dimerization activity; DNA-binding transcription factor activity, RNA polymerase II-specific.
AUGGCCCAACAGGGCUUCAGCCAGUACAGCCACCACGGCGGUGGCGGUAGCAUCAAUCCAAAUGAUCUCAACUUCAAUCAAGGCUUCCAGCAGAACUUUGGCGCAAACUCCAACAACCAGAACAACGCAUUCUCGAGCGGUUCAGCCGUCUUUGGCGAUGAUGAAUUGCUGGACGGGCUAGCAAGCCCGACCGAGGGAGGCUCAGGCAUGCAAGGCCAGGAGUUUGGUGGCAUGAACGACAUGAAUAUGGGCUACAACCAGAAUGGAGCCGGCUUCAACUCGCACCCAAGCGUCCCAAUCGACCAGUCGCACAUGUCAGGCUAUUCCAACACACCCGACGGCGAUCCUAUUCAAAGCCCCUUCAUGCAGAACCUGGGACAAUACCGUUCCAUGCAUGGGCAUACACAGCCGUUCGGCAACUCAAUACAGUCACCCAUGUCCUACGCCGGCUCACCCUUGGCCAACGAGAUGAAGGACCCUAACGACAAUGCCCACAUCCAAGCUCGUCAGCGACUCCAGGCGCAGGCCAUGCAGCGCAAGGCUUCCAAUGCGAGAAGCCCGCUUACCCCUAAGAUGGGAGCGCUGGGCUUGUCUAUCGGGUCGCAAGAUGGAUUCGGCCCACAGCCAAUACGAACAACAGGCGCCAGCACUCAUCAUGUUAAAGCACCUUCUGGCCAUUGGGCACACACGCCAAACAGCAUGGCUUCAUUCCCUGGCUCUGGCCUGUCAUCGCCGCUGCAGACCGAAAUGCAUGGUAACCAUCAAAUCAACGAGUUCCUGAUGAAGGGUGCGUCGAUGCCUACGAAGCUGGGCCAGGGCAAUGCUUUGUCCUCGCAACAAGAGGCCAAGAAGAAACGUCGCAGGGAGUCCCACAACCUAGUCGAGAGGCGAAGGCGAGACAACAUCAACGAGAGGAUCCAAGACCUAAGCAAGCUUGUUCCCGCUCACAGACUAGACGACGAGAAGAUACGCAAAAUGAUCACCAACGGCACCCCUCUGUCGCCGACACUAUCCGGCUCUUCCAACCCGGGCACAGCGACAUCAGGCCUAGCCGGCCCAGGCGCCAGGAGAGCGACCACCGGAGCUGCGGGCAACAUAACCACGGGCUUGCCGAUGGAGGACAAAGACAAGGGUCCAAACAAGGGUGACAUCCUGAAUGGCGCUGUUAGUUGGACGCGUGAUCUUAUGUGGAUGCUGCAGGCCAAAAUUCAACAAAAUGAGGAGCUCAUCACCCUGAUCCAAGAUCUUGGAGGACAUCCUCCAUUUGGCAUCACUGAGGACGAGAAGAGAAUGCAGACGGAGCUGCUCGAGGCCCUCGCCAAGAAUGAGGCUACGGAGUUCACCUAUUCACGGACGGCAGGAUCGGGUUUGAGAGUGCCGCAUCACACUGACUACAAGGGUGAACCUAUCAACAGCACCGAUCCCAGCACCGAGAUGAACUCCAUCAGCCCGGAGGGUGAUGUUAACGGCCAUCUUGGCAAUGGCGGAAUGGACACGAACCCCUUUUGGGAAGAUGAACCGUCAGAGUUGAAGUUCAACCGUAACAGCUUUGACGAAGAAGAUGAGUUCAUGGAGUUGACGAACUAA